ACCGGCGCCGGGGUGGAAUUCAUAACGGGAUAUUUAACCAUCUUCGUGGGGCGGCUGUCCGCGUCCCCGUAGCCGCAUUCCGUCGCAUCCGUCCGGCUGAAAACAAAUGCGCAAACGCGUCUUUUUAAUCUCCUAAUCGACAGCCCCUUUGCGCUCCUUGAGUCCUCCUCCUUCUCUCUCUCCUCCUCUCUCCUCUUGACUACAUCUCCUGCUGGAUGAUUUCAUUUUGUAAAGUCAUUAUCCCCAGAAAGGUCAAAGCCUCUGCUUCUAGGAACUGAAUUACAACGGGAUAAGGCGACUUUUCACCCCCCAGCGAAAGUCAAAGUUUUCUGCUGGUGUAGAACCGAGCGACGGAUUGGUCCGGAGCAGGCUUCCUUUCGCCGAUCACUUUUCCCCUCUUCUCGGAUCCCUGAGUGUGUACUAGUGUUUUUGGAGUGCUGUGUUUUUUUUUGCUCUCAGCGGAGUUGCUAUUGAACCCUGACAAACAGUGAAAUGAGUUUACAUGAUCGGCAGUUAAGAGCCACCGAGAUUGCGCCAGAGAAUGGGAAAUACUGAGUUAAACUUUAUCUGCUGUUCCAAACCGCGGUGCUCGGGGGGCGUUGAGGUGAUGCAGGUCCCCCGAUCAUCCCAGUGGAGGAGCCAGCUGACGACGAGUGGCUUUGGCUGCUGAACGCCCCCCUCCCAACCAUCACCACCCUCAUCCCUCCCUCGCUCCCUCCAUCUCUGAUGGCUCUAUGGGGCGUCGUCAGCCUCAGCCUUCACUGCUGGGUGUGUUUACGGUCUGUGGUAACGGCAGCAGCAGCAACAGCCAGCCUCCCCAAUGACAAGCCCGGGGGCCCCCUGGACUGGCUCCUGUCUGAUAAAGGACCUUUCCACCACUCCCCAGAGUACAUCGACUUUGUGGAGAAGAACCGGCAAGGCUUCUCCACCAGAUACAAAAUAUACAGGGAGUUUGGGAGAUGGAAGGUGAACAACUUGGCAGUGGAAAGGAGGGAUUUCUUAGAGUCUUCGUUACCUCUGACUCCUGAGUUCAUCAAGAACAUUAGACUCCUGGGCCGCCGGCCCACCACCCAGAUGAUCACUGACAACCUCAUCAGGAAGUAUGGGACUCACUUCCUGUUGUCAGCUACACUGGGAGGAGAAGAGGCCUUAACGAUAUUUGUGGACAAGAGGAAACUGAGUAAGAAAGCAGAGGUGAGCGAUUACUCGGGUAACUCCUCCACUGUGACUCUGGAAGCUCUGCACCAGCUGGCUGCCUCCUACUUCAUCGACAGGGAGAGCACUCUGCGCAAGCUGCACCACAUCCAGAUCGCCUCCACUGCCAUCAAGGUGACAGAGACCCGCACAGGUCCUCUGGGAUGCAGUAACUAUGACAACCUCGACUCUGUUAGCUCUGUGUUGGUUCAGAGCCCUGAAAAUAAAGUCCAGCUGCAAGGCUUGCAGGUGAUCCUCCCAGACUACUUAAGAGAGGGCUUUGUGCAGGCUGCUCUCAGCUACAUCGCCUGUAAUGGAGAGGGGGAGUUUGUCUGUAAGGACAACGACUGCUGGUGCCACUGUGACCCCAAGUUCCCAGAGUGCAACUGUCCCUAUAUGGACAUCCAAGCCAUGGAAGAGAGCCUGGAGAGGAUCACAGAGACCUGGGGGAUGCUCUAUAAAGAGUUUGAGGAAUCAGAUGAAUUCAAGGCAUUUUAUUCAAGGCUGCCACAGAACUAUUUCCUGAAUGUGUCAAGCAUCCAACACUUGUGGUCAAUGGACAACUUGUUCCAGUGGAGAUAUGAGCAGCUUGAGAACAGCAUGCGGGUCCUCUCCAGAAGAGCCCAGAGAGUCAUCUUCAAGCUCUUCAGCCUCAGUAAAAGAUGUCACCGACAGCCCCAAGUCCGCCUACCAAGAGAACGGCCUCAAUCCUACUGGCUGAGUCAUUUGCAGUCUCUCCUGUAUUGCUCAGAGAAUAACCAGAUUGGUACAUUCUCUGAGGAGCUCCACAGCUGCAGCUGCCGGUAUGAACACAGCCCCUGUCAGCUCCCGCCGCCCUGCUUGAUUGGGGAAGGCUCAGCCUGCGCAACAUGUGCGCCAGACAACCACACCCGCUGUGGGAGCUGCAACCCAGGCUUCGCCCUGACACAGGGGGCAUGCAGGUCCAUGGUGGCAGAUUCUACAGAAAACUACCUGGGAUUCGAGACGGACCUCCAGGAUUUGGAGCUGGGCUACCUACUGCAGAGAUCUGACCGCAGACUAGAGGUCCAUGCAAUAUUCAUCAGCAAUGACAUGCGACUCAACAGCUGGUUUGAUCCAUCGUGGAGAAAGAGGAUGCUGCUGACGCUGAAGAGCAACAAGUACAAAGCCAACAUGGUCCACAUGCUGCUGGGAGUAUCCCUCCAGAUCUGCCUUACAAAGAACAGCACCCUGGAGCCUGUCCUUACUCUAUACAUCAACCCCUUUGGAGGGAGCCACUCAGAGAGCUGGUACAUCCCUGUCAAUGAGAACAGUUUCCCAGACUGGCAGGCCACCAAGCUGGACCUGCCCUUCGAGUGCUAUAACUGGACUCUGACACUGGGCAACAAGUGGAAGACGUUCUUUGAAACUAUCCAUAUCUACCUUCGGAGCAGGAUAAAGACUCAAGAUGGAGUGAAUGACAGCAUAUAUUACGAGCCCUUAGAAGUGACGGAUCCUGCUCGGAACCUGGGCUACAUGAAAAUCAACAGCAUUCAGGUCUUUGGCUACAGCAUGCACUUUGACCCGGAGGCGAUCCGUGACUUGAUUCUGCAGCUGGACUACCCAUACACCCAAGGUUCCCAGGACACUGCCAUGCUUCAGCUCUUGGAAAUACGAGACCGGGUGAACCGGCUGUCCCCUCCGGGUCAACAGAGGUUGGACUUGUUUGCUUGUCUUCUGCGGCACCGGCUCAAACUGACUGCCAGCGAAGUGGUUCGCAUUCAUGCCUCCUUACAGGCCUUCAGCUCACGUCUGCCCAAUUCGAUGGAUUACGAGACCACCAAGUUGUGCAGUUAACAGCUACUUGAAGGGAUAGCCGGACUGUACAUGGCCUGAAGGGGAACUCCUGGACAUUAGGAUGGUGCCCAAUGUGGUGCUGAUGCUUACAGUCGUGCUCCGUCUCUUUGGAUUACCAAACUGUAUGGUAAAUCAGGAGAAUACCAGCUGUGGACAGCUGAAGAAUGUACUCAUCUGGUUGUUUUGGUUUCUGUUUUGUGGCAACUACCUGCCGUGCUAUAUCAUAAAGAAUGAGGUGGAUCAGCAAGAAAACGCACAACUGUUUCACAAGAACGAACCUUUCAACAAAAGAAUUCAACAGUAGAAAGUCAAAUACCGCGACAUGAAAGUUGAACCAUCCUGUUUCAAUAUGACUCUGCUCAUUUAUACUGUAAGUACCAGUGCCAAAUGAAUGGACAUUUUAUGGCAAAAUGGUACAGUAUGUUUGUUUGUAACUUUUAUAUGUUCCUUUGCUUCAGUGACAGUGCACUUUCCAUAAAGACCAGAAUACAGUGGUGUCAGUCAAGAUUUUGUAGAUAAAUUGAUAUUAAAACAUCAUGUUAUAACAGAUUCCAGCUGUUUGAAUAUUUUUCAUGAUACUUUUAACAACCUUUCUUCGUAUUCUAAAAUACACAAAUUAGAGGCGGGGUAAACUAGUUGGAUUAAGUAAUUGUAACAUCCACACAGGUUACUUCCAUGUGCACAUUACAGCGCAACUGUCAUUGCUAGUUACAGACUGAUGCAGUCGUCAUUGUCAUGCUCAGUGCCCAUUUGUGUUCUGUAGGCAUGUUGGUCUUAAAAUGAAGUGUAGUAAGGCACACUGUUGGCACAACAACAAAAAAACUGGUCUAAAGUCAAUGAUGCAGUAUUUCCUGCUUUUCAAGAUUCCCAAUGCACUCUGCUUGUUACGCACACAGGAAUGUGCAGCAGCUCUCCUCCUCAGUUAAAUAGGUUAUUGGUGCAUUCGCUCAUAUGCAGUCAAAUGGAGUUGUAGGUGGUCUGCUUGUACUCUUUUACUUUGUGCACAAGCAGAAUCAUUUCCUAAGCAGAAAACUGUUCGCUUCUCCAAUCUGCUGAAUCUGCCAUUUGUAUAGCAAUGUAGCAGGUGCAGGCACACCUGGCUGUUGAAGUUAAUGUAAGAUUCCACUCUGAUUGGUUUAAUUAUUUCACACUUGUGAUUUAUUAAGAGUUGAAAUACAACCCUUUUGCCCCUUUGCCUUUACUGUGCACUCAUAUUAUGCACAGUUAAACUUGCAAAACACACCCUAAACGCACUUGUGCUAUGUCCUUUAGACCAUGCAUUAUAUACUGUUUAAAUGUGGACAUGCACAGAAAGUCUGAUUAAAGAAGCUGUCUUUUACUCCAUUCAAACUAACAAGGUAACAGGUUCUACAUGUAGUCCUUAAAACAAACUGCCAUUUAUCUUUUUAGGGUUACUGUCAUAAUGAGAUUAAGGUGAGUACAAUAAAUAUCCUCCCUUUUUCUGUGUUGGUAGUGUUUAAUCUACUGAAAAUGAAGACUACAUUUCCUAUGGACACUAUUUGUUUCCACAGGAGCCUAUUUGUUCCCCCUCUCUUUAAGAACAAACAAUUAAGUUAAACACUAUGUAAUCCAGUGAGGCAAACUAUUGUGAAAUUGCAACUAUACAGUUUUAAUAGUAAAGAGACGUGUAUUACUUACAGUUUUACUUGCUUGCAGUUUUCCUCAGUAAAGCUGAAAAGCCAUGAAGCUCAUUCGCUAUCAGUUCAAAUGCAGUGGAGCAUAACACAACAUGCAGAGUGGAAGUGAAUAAAGGUCAGGGUCCGCUACAGUGAGACUGUCCUCCCCUGAAAGUGGACCCCAUGUGUUGUUUGUACAAAACCUAAUUACGACCCAUAUGUACGUGCCCUCUAGUACCCGUAGUAAUUAUGAACGGCGCCAAAUGACAUUGCAGAGUGUGAAAGCAAAAGGGGGAAGCAAGACAACUGAGUAUAAAGCACAAACAACAAAACAAACCUAGGACUUUUACCCAGCGUGUAGAUAAUGUUUUUUAAAGUAGCAUCACUUAAUAUCUAUGCUUCACAAUUUCAUGUCAACAUCUACCUUUUAAAGCCUAAUUUCCACCGGCCGCGUAACGGCUGCGUCGCGGUCACCGGAUCUGAUCGCUGCUACUCUAAUCAAUGAGACCAUUUCCAUCAGCAUCGCCCCAGCCGUGCCUCUCCGCUCUGCAGCGCCAUCAAUCCAUAGCAUUUCUAUUUUUGAUGCGAGCCGUUGCUAAAUCGCAUGAAGCUUAAUAGAGCAGAUUGCACCAGACAGGAAAUCUAACAAUACACUUCCGCCUCCUUUCGAAACACAAUACUCAGUUCAUGUAGCCUAAAACUACUUCACAUCAACAUUACGUUAUGAACGGGUUUACCAGAUCAGCAAUCAAUCAAUCAAAGUGUCUCAGAGGGUGGGUGACAUGGAUGACGAGAGACUGAUUGUUGAAGUGGAACAGCAUACAAUCAUUUAUGACAUAACACAUUCUUUCUAUAGAAUAGAAGAUAUAUAGAUGGCCAGAUCAACAGAUCUUCCAUGUCGGAGAACCAAAGUAAGCUGUUUACGCACAGUUUAUCACAGGAUCUCGCGGUCUCCCAUAGGUUCAGGAUUAUCGCGUGUUCUCGUGAUCUCGUAGUAUUCGGCUGGCUCACUACGAUGGCGUUACGAGCCCGGUGGGGAUUGAUGCCAGGCAGAGGAUGGAGCAAAACCGCAGCGCAGCCGGUACACGGCCACUACGUCCCUGGUGGAAAUCCCCAGUAACACCUAACCAUAUAUGUUUUUUGUCCUGAGAUAAUUAGUUUUGUUGCCUAAAUGAAACUGCAACAAACAUACAUUUACGUAUGAGGACAUGUUGAUCUCCCUGCGAGCGUAAAGUCGUUUAUUUAUGAACUGUGGGUGGUAUUUAAGGGCAGGAACAAAUGACAUAUGAGGUGGUAUAGUUUGGAGGACUUGUUGGAUACAAAACAUGAUGAGAGUCCAGGUUCCAGAGUAUUUUGCUAGUAACAUUACACUGAUUGUGUUGUAGCCACCUUUCCCAGCUUCUGUGAUAAAAAUGGACACCUUGCAUUCUAAUCAGUGCAGCUGACUUCAGCUGUAUUGUAGCUCGUUCUUCACUCACGCUACAUAACUGCGACCUCAAGCCUUUCCCCAACGCUUUAAAGAUUUUUUUUUUUUUAAUAACUAAGACAAACAGAUAAUGCUUGUGUAUUGGGCUUUGAGCUCUGUCAAACAUGUCUUGAGUGCACAGCAGUGCUGGGGCUGAACAGAUUCAGUGUAGACACUGACAGAGGACAGCAGCUGCUGCUAUUGUUCUGCUGAUGAGCUUCUUCUGUUGCAUGGCCAGUUUAGACAAGGUGAUGGGACCAAAUACCAAUUAAGCUCAGGCAGCACACAGC
This is a messenger RNA of Centropristis striata (black sea bass), 6401 nucleotides long. RefSeq names its product BMP/retinoic acid-inducible neural-specific protein 3-like. The coding region runs from base 727 to 3009 and encodes 760 amino acids. NCBI's taxonomy places the organism in Eukaryota, Metazoa, Chordata, Actinopteri, Perciformes, Serranidae. The record is from RefSeq and is a predicted model, not a curated record. The transcript is spliced from 9 exons. Gene Ontology annotation, biological process: negative regulation of mitotic cell cycle; positive regulation of neuron differentiation.